AUGUCUGUUGAAGCCACUGCGACCGCAGAUCCUUUCCUGCAUCAAGAUUUAUAUACGGAUCUUUUGACCUUUGCAUUUUGCGGUUCGACGCCUUAUUGUCAGAAUCAACCUUUAUUUAUCGAUGCCGAAGAUCCUUCUCGAUUUUUUAAUGCGACACAAUUCCGAAGAUUAGUCCGAACUUUAAUUGCUGGUUUUAAGGCCCAUAAUGUGCGCCAGGGAGACUGUGUCUUGCUGCAUUUAGGUAACAGUAUCUUGUAUCCUGGACUCUUCUUCGGUAUCAUCGGCGCCGGCGGUGUGUACAUGGGCUCGAACCCUCGCAGCCCGCAACAUGAAUUAGAUCAUAUCGUGGGCCUUGCCGAACCCAAACUGAUUUUAACAACUCGCGACGCAUUGGAAACCGUUCAGGAGGUUACCACAGCCCGUGGAAUCUCUCCAGAGCAGAUAUUUAUUGUCGAUGACCGUGCCGUCGACCAUUGUGCCCAAUUGUUCUUGUGGUCCGAACUAGGAUAUUCUGCCGGCCCAGAUUUCUUCACCAAUGCCGGCGGUAAUAGUGGGCGACAUUUCAAUUUUGUCGAUAUACUUUGCUAUGGUGAAAAUAACUGGGUGCUGUUCACGGAUCCCAUGGCGGCGCAGAACACUCCAGCAGCCAUGUUCUCGACUUCUGGGACAGGAGGUCUACCUAAGGCGGCCAUUCUGUCUCACCAUGCCAUCGUGUCGCAUCAUCGAUCAAUUCAUUAUGCCGUGCCUUACCCCGUCAGCCGCUUGAUGUCCCUUCCCAUGUUUCAUCUCUUUGGCGCAUUAUGGACUCAUCUUUUCCCCGUGCGCUAUGGCUAUCCUCUCUUCGUUCUGUCACGUUUUGAGACAAAGCAAUUUCUGGCCAUAGUGCUGCGAUUCCAGAUUUCUGAGACCUACCUAGUCCCGGCGAUUGUUCACACUAUCAACCGCUGCACGUUGCCAGUCUCUGAUUAUCUUGCAUCACUGCGCUAUGUAGGCGUCGCGGGAGCUCCAAUCGACGGUGCGUCAAUUGUGCAAUUCCGAAGCCGUCUCCACUCAUUGGCAUAUGCAUGCCAGCUGUGGGGUAUGACUGAGGUCGGGGUUGCUUUCCAAGCCCGCUAUGGUCAGCAUGGAGAUCCCGGCAGUAUUGGGACUUGUUUGGAAGGAUAUGAGGUUCGCCUGGUCGAUCAGGAUCGCAAAAUUGUACAGAAUGAUGAAUGUGCGGGCGAACUGUACGUGCGGGGUCCCGGCUUGCUCUUAGCAUACAAGGGCCGCACGGAUGCAAAGGAAGCACAAGGUUGGUACCGUACCGGCGAUGUCGCCUUCAUGAAGCAAGGCGAUUACUUUAUCGUUGGACGGACCAAGGAACUUAUCAAAGUGCGAGGAUGGCAAGUUGCCCCUGCUGAAGUCGAGGGCGUCCUCCUUCAGCACAUUGGAAUUACCGAUGUAGCUGUCAUAGGCGUGGAGUUGAAGGAUGGCAGUGGUGAAGUUCCACGAGCAUAUGUGGUGCGAUCGCGCGAUCCAUCCGUGACGCAGUUGACGGCGGAAGAAGUAUAUAAUUACGCCCGUCAACGUCUGGUGAGUUACAAGUCGCUGGAUGGAGGUGUGAUCUUCGUGGAGGAGAUUCCCCGAACGGCAAGUGGCAAGAUUCAGCGAUUUAAGCUCUCACAGAUGAAUGAAUACCGAGAGAUGGUCACGUCUCUAGUCCAACGCUUUGAAACAGGAGGAACCUUGGAGGUUGGUGGAAAAGCUAUGGUAUCCACCAAUUGA
Penicillium brasilianum is the source of this 1764-nucleotide messenger RNA. The record is from the annotation of a GenBank genome assembly. Lineage: Eukaryota; Fungi; Ascomycota; Eurotiomycetes; Eurotiales; Aspergillaceae.